Messenger RNA from Nilaparvata lugens (brown planthopper), 531 nucleotides. RefSeq names its product arp2/3 complex-activating protein rickA-like. The transcript has 3 exons. The record is from RefSeq and is a predicted model, not a curated record. Lineage: Eukaryota; Metazoa; Arthropoda; Insecta; Hemiptera; Delphacidae. The coding region runs from base 22 to 498 and encodes 158 amino acids.
GAGGAAUACGGGUCUGUGCCGAUGCUGGAGCGUCACAGCCUGGAGCAUAUGGUCAGUGUGCUGAUGCCAAACGCUGCCAAGGCCUACAAGCGGCGCAAGAUGAACAAUAUUCCCGCUACCACUGUCGAAUCUGAGGUCACCGUUGAGGAUAUGGACGCUGAGGAGACGCCAGCUACCACUCUCCUACCAGAAGACAAUUGCCGUUUCAUUCCGCCACUACCUGACUCUGACGACACCCCUCCUCCUCCUCCUCCACCACCUCCUCCGCCUCCUCCCGAGGAGGGGGAGAUUCCCUCCUCACCAUCCUCACCUGGACCGCCUCCUGAGAUCAACUCAUCCAAUGAGGAGGCUUCUCAGCUGAAUGAGGAGGUAUCUCAGCCAGCAACCAGCACUCAGCUGAAUGAGGAAACCUCACAGCCCGCUACCAUUGAAGAUGCCUCAAAUAUUUCCAAUGUGGAGAGCCAGGACUCGCUCUCUGAGCGAACUGGAAGACCGUAAACGCGAACUGAUGAACCAGCUGCACGAAUCUAG